AUUGAAUCUUGCGAACCUGACUUCGGUAGCAAUCUGACUGCUGCCUUCCUGUGCUUAAGCGUUCAGAUAUGCAUGAGCUGCUUCGAGAACACUAUCCAAGUCGCGCCAAUCCACCUUGAGCUUGGAAAUAAGCGUCAUAUCGACACGCUACCUCUACGUCUAAACCGCAAUGGCUCGCACGUUACCAUGGACAAUCGACCAUGCGCCACCACCCAAGCGGCAACGAACGCUUCAAGCGUCGCGCCCGGAUGUUAAGAAGCCAGCUUCCCCAGCUCGAAGUGAGGAACCGCACGACGAGCAUGACCCGCCUGAUAGGGGCCGCCGAUCCAACGCCACAUCGAGGAGAACCACCAACUUGAGAACACCGUCCUCGUCGCCAACUCGAGCGCCACCCUCCACCGAGUUAGUCUGGCGCAAGUGGUAAAGAGCACGGCUAACACCGCGACUAGGUUAAUGCAUGAAGGCUAUGACGCGGACGAUAUCUACAUCAUGGUUGAAGACGAGUUCUACACGGUUGCGCAGACUUACACAGCACAUCUGCAUCUUGCCGAGUACAAGAGACUUGUCAAGCAGGCACGGGAAGCACCACCCAAAGCUCUGCCAGAGCCGAAGUCGCCGAUGUCAAGACAGGCCAAACAAAGAUUGAAGUCCGAUGCUCUGCAACUGAAGCAGAAGGAUACCCUGCAAAGUCUAGGACUCGCAUCAAUGGAAGAGGAAGAGGAAGACAAGGUGCCUGAUUUAUGGUCGGGAACCAGCCUUGCUCCUCUGAUGGCUGGUGGCAACCAAGAAAAGACCUCUUUGCUUGGGUUGGAGAGAAUGGCAAGCAACACAAAGGCUGGGAUGGGCUUCAUCAGGCCUAGUAGCAGUGACUCUUCUGGGAGAGAUCUGGGACACGAUGACUUGACCAGAGUCGCCCCCACGACCUCAGGCACGAGCUCUGCGCGCGUGAAAGGCCACUCGUUUGCUGAUGCUAUAUCGUCUACCGGGAAAACAAAUAGCAGCUUGACUUCAGCACGAAGACCGGAUGUUCUUGCCGACAGGAGAUCAGAGCCACUUCGCGUUCGCUCUGUCUCAUCUGAAGCCCAAAAUGACCACGAAACGAAAACGACCGCGCCUAGUAGGAAUGACUCUGGUAUACGCAGACAUCGACCAACGCCAAAAGCAAACGGGAGCUUUCUCAAACGUAAGCUGGACAAGGAGCAGGAGAAGAAAUCGAGGCUCGAGGAAAUUCCAAUGUUCAUUAUUUGAUGGCUUCGCCACCAAACCAAGUUGUAUGCUCUUCCUUAUUUACAGCCAAAAAAGCCCCCCCCCCAGUAUCCAGCAUAUUCGUCCAGUUCGCCAAUUCUCCAAAGCACCGCAGCAAAAUCGCUCCAAGAAUGUAGGAGGUUCUGGUCACUGUCCAAGUUGUUCAAGGCGUGAUCCCACUUGAGCAGGACUCAUGUAUCGCUGUAAUGUAUCUGUUGAAACCACUCGGAGCACAGUUGAGCUAUCGAUCAUUUGGUUUGACAAGCAUGAUCAGGCUUGAGAGACUGCCAGCUGCUCAUCACAUGGCAUGUGGUGGCGGAUCACGUUGCUCGUCAGCUGGGCCUUCGACCAUCACAGCGUUGCUAGAGUGGGCAGUCAGCGACGCUUUUUGGUCUGACAGAAUUCAGGAUAUCUUACCCUUCAUGAUCGAUUUCGAAGUGGAUUUCCUGUCUGCGAAAGUUGGUAGGCUGACUCUUUGAGAUAUAUCAGUCAUCUCUAUCCUGGAUACAUUGGGAUAUCAACAUACAAUUGUCACACCUCUGGUCUCUGGAGUUGUUGUGGUCUCUUUGGUCAAUUUGGCUUUGAACCACUCUCGCGCGGCUCGGAAUUUCUCGACAACGCUUGCCUUCAUAUUGGCGAAUACGGUCAUGGUUGGAUCUGGUUCUCGAGUGAUAUUGGCUUUCGAGGGUGUGAGUCUUAUACACAGGCGGACAAUCGAGUCUGUUUGCUGUUUGGAGUGUUUGUUGAAGGAAAAGGUCUGAGAUCUGUUGAAUGACUUGUGAGAGUAACAGGAAGUGUACAAAGGAGUGACAAAUGAGUGAAAAGAAGUCCAAAGGCUUCAACCGCGCCGAGCCAGACGAGGAGAAACGAGGGGAAGGAAGGAAAGGAAAGACGAGGAGAGAGAUGCGACGGCGAGGGGAGUUAUAACACUCCCAUUGUCGCGACCAAGCGAUCACCUCGGGUUGCCUAUGGAGAGGAAGAGAAGAAGAACUUCACAAGAAAAGAAGGACUAGUAGGAUGCCAAAAAAAAGUUGGCCGGAGGACGUCGACGACAAGCAAGCAGACUCUUUGGAUGUCGAAAAGAGAGAAUCCAAAUUGCGCAGCCACAGCUCUCCCCCAUUGUCUUGUCCCCGGUCCAUGCCACGAGACAGACAUAGACAUGCCAUGUUGCGGACGAGUGAUCUUCCCCUACGCAAGGAAAAGGUGGUGCCUUGACCAUGAAGACAUCAUUCAUGGUCAUUGGAAUCACGACGCACGACGGGGCACGACCCUCUCUCUCUGUCUCUGAAACUUGGACGAUCUGUGACAAGGCAUGUGUCCGUGUCCCCCAUUCCUCGGGUAAACCCGUGGCGGAAAAAGAGUAAAAGCGGUGGCAUUGUCCACCGCAUACACGUUAUGAGUCAAACAAUGGGCGCCCUCGACCUCUGGCGAACCGGACGGACGGGCCGUUGAGAGAGGCCAAUCUAAAAAGUUCCGAGGGGUGGUUACACGGCAGGGAGAUUCGAAUGCUUUGACAUGUCCGGCGAUCGAGAAGAUUUGCUCCACUGGGGGACCUGGCUAUGCAGACCGGCCCCCCUUGCUUCGCUGAUCAUCGCAGGCCCGUAGGAAAUACUUGAGGAAGGGAGAAGGGAGGGGCGCAGCCGUAAGAGACUCAUCUCUCGAUACAAAUAUGUGCAGAGAGACACACCCACAUUAUUGGGCUGGAUAUCUUCUCCGAGCAUCAAAUCGCCUGUGGAAAUGUCCAGCGGAUGUGGCUAUCUCUUCGCCUGGCAGCAAAUGACGACGAUGAGACUGCAUCUUGCUCAGAAUGGGAAACCCCCGAUCUACAGCCAAUGCAAUGCAGACUCAACCCCUUCGCCGACAGUCUACUUCACUGCGAGCGAUCCUCAGUCAAGACUCCCAGCCAGCAAGACCAUAAUUUUAUACCACGCACAGCCAGGGAUCUCUUGGACGUCCCAGAUUGUCGCCAAUGCGCUGCAGCUGGUCGUUGGCAGGUCGAGAAGCGAGAGAAAACGCUACAGAAAAGCCUCCGCAACGGAUUACCUGACCUCUUCAGCCUUGCCGUCAGCAAACGGAGCAAGGCAGGCCAUGUCUUCGACGAGUGAGCCGUCUCCACAGACAAUUGAUGGUUCGCAACAUGGAGCCGUAGUCCGGGGCUCGCUUGGUCCAGAAGCGGAUGAGGCCCUAUUUCAUUUCAUGACCUUGAUCUCCUACUUGGAGGAAUCCUGUUGGCUCGAAGGAGGCUCGGUUUGGUCUUGCAUUGUUUGGUCCGCCUGAGUGGCAUCGUCGCUGGCUUCGGCCUCAUUUGCAUCUCGUACGCCGUGGUCAGGAACCUCUGCCCUAUACAGCUCGUCCGGGCCGAUCCAACGGGGACUUCUCCACGGUCACAUUCGUGCUGCACGGUGACAAUAGGCAAAACGCCGAAGCUCUGCAUUGGAAAGGAAGAGAUCAUCUCUACAGUACACGUUUGCAACCAAUCAGAUCUCGCCGACGGUUUUGGCAAACUUUUCGAUGUUGGUUGACGAAACUCCAAAUUAUUGUCUAAUCAAGAAGUAUUAACUACCGUGUUAGGCAGUAUUUUAUCCCUGCAUGCUCCCACACCGUCGGCUAGAUCUGAUUGGUUGCGAACUCGAGCGCAGCCUUUCUGCCUACGAGUAAGGAGUAUACAGUAGUCAUUUUCUGCGAGGCGAACCAACUCCCGUAGAUCAUCGAGACAGACUGGACAUGUCGACAAGAAGGCCCUUUUUCCUUGUGAAUUCACAAAGUCGAUUGAAGCGUUAUCACUGAUGCGGCAUGCCAAUGCAAUAUCUGGGCUUGGAGGUAGUGAAAACAGGCUUGACAACUUGGAGUCCCGCCGAUAGUACAACACAGGCAACACCUGAGCA
Molecule: messenger RNA, 4130 nt
Organism: Exophiala xenobiotica
Lineage: Eukaryota; Fungi; Ascomycota; Eurotiomycetes; Chaetothyriales; Herpotrichiellaceae
Exons: 3
Coding region: 454-1248 (264 amino acids)
Source: RefSeq, a predicted model, not a curated record